This is a messenger RNA of Manis javanica (Malayan pangolin), 3366 nucleotides long. It is a transcript of the gene VPS37B, whose product is annotated as VPS37B subunit of ESCRT-I. NCBI's taxonomy places the organism in Eukaryota, Metazoa, Chordata, Mammalia, Pholidota, Manidae. The record is from RefSeq and is a predicted model, not a curated record. Gene Ontology annotation, cellular component: ESCRT I complex. Gene Ontology annotation, biological process: protein targeting to vacuole; ubiquitin-dependent protein catabolic process via the multivesicular body sorting pathway; protein targeting to membrane.
AGUUUUUGUUUCUGUAGAUAAAAGCCUAGGAGUACAGUUUCUGUGUUUUAUGGUAUUUGCACGUUUGGUUUUAAAGACUGCCGAGCUGUUUCCAGAGGGGCUAUACAAUGGUUUGUUAAUCUUUGUUCUUUUAAUGGCUUAACAAUCAAGGGAAAGGAAAGACUUCUGCAGGACCUUGGGAGACAAUGCCCAUGGCGGGGGGAGGCGGCUGGUGGGGAAGGCGAGAGUGAAGGGAGCCCCUCCCAGGGCCUCCGGAAACCUAGCAGUACUGGGAACUCCGCUACAUCGGGCCUUCCCAGCCCCACAUUCUCCUUGCUGCCCAAAGCAGUGGCAAGACACCAAGAGUAUUUCUACUGCACUAAUUUUUAUAGUGUUAGGCUAGUGGUUUAAUUUGCUAUCUUAAUUUAAAUCCUUAUUUUAAGUUCUAAGAUUAGUUUAACUGAAGGGCAUGGGCCCAACUCCUCUGCAGGAGCUCCCAGCUUGGUGGUCAGCGCCUCCUGAUGGGGCCAUGGCCCCAGGGCUUUGGCUUUGUCCUCUUCAUUGAGUCGCACCUGUGUGUAGUGAGUGGGCAAGUGUGAGUGUGAGUGCAUGCUGGGAGCUGGGCUUGGCCUGGGGGGAGGGCACGGAGCCGAGGCUGCGCAGCCAGGAAUCUGCACCCAGACUACCAAGAGGAAGGAAGUAGCAGCGAAAAUAAAUUGGGUGGGGUGGCAGAAAAGAUCAAGGGGAAAGUGAGGUGGUAGGUGUGGGAGUGAGAAGAGCUGCUGAGAGAAGUGCAGGCAGGUAGGUGGACAGAAUCUGUGCAGGUGAAACCUCACACCCAGAAAGCCAGGCUGCUGUGGGCGCCACAGUUGAGGGGAGCCGGCCGCCAGCAAGUAGAGGUCCGGGGCUGAUGACGCAGAGCAUUCAGCUUAACAAAGAUAUGACGCUUGCCAGCAACCGGAGCCUGGCAGAAGGGAACCUUUUGUACCAGCCCCAGCUGGACACGCUGAAAGCGCGUUUGACCCAAAAGUACCAGGAGCUCCAGGUUCUGUUUGAAGUCUAUCAGAUAAAGAAGACCAAAUUAGAUAAACAGUCCAGCAGCGCAUCCUUGGAGACCCUGUUAGCACUUCUCCAGGCAGAAGGGGCCAAGAUUGAGGAAGACACCGAGAACAUGGCAGAGAAGUUUCUCGAUGGAGAGCUUCCUCUAGACUCCUUCAUCGAUGUCUAUCAGAGCAAGCGGAAACUGGCCCACAUGCGCAGAGUUAAGAUCGAGAAGCUCCAGGAGAUGGUGCUGAAAGGACAGAGACUUCCACAGGCCCUGGUCCCACUGACACCCAGGGUUUCUGAGCCUGUGCCCGCUCUCCCCUUGCCCUAUCCCACCUCAGAGGCCAGUGGGCCCCCAUCUGUUGUGCCACGGCGCAUACCCCCACCACCACCCCCAGUGCCUGCAGGACGUUUAGCCACACCGUUCACCGCUGCCAUGGGCACAGGACAGGCCUUUCCGUACCCAGGGUCACAGUACCCUCCCCUGCCACCUCGCGUGGGCAUCCCCCCACAGCAAGGAUUCUCCGCACAGUUUGUAUCUCCAUACCCGCCCGCUCUCCCCCAGAGACCCCCGCCCCGGCUGCCUCCACACCAGCCAGGCUUCAUCCUCCAGUGAGCGGCUCAUCCUUCCUGGGAGACCCCUUCUGCCUGCUGGCCGGGGUUCCACACGCCUUGGAGACUGCCAGGCCUGGCUGCUUUGCCAGCACCUCCAUCUGAUUCUAGGACUGUAGAUCAGUGGUAAGUAGACGUAGACCCCAGCUCUGGACACCUCAGUGGUGUGUGUGUGCUCAGCCUCAGUGUGGCAGCUCCAUGGUUGUGCUGGUGUGAGCUCUCGGCAUGGUUUUUAAGUCUUACAGCGUUGAUGGACUCAUGAGUUUGGGGGAAAAGCCUCCCCCUAAUCCCACUUAGAAUGGGGUCCUCCCACUGCAGCUUUAUUUGAUAAGCACGGUUGAUCAUUUCUGCUUUGUUUUCAAGAGACAUUGUCUGUGUCCCAGCCCACCACAGUCCCUGGUCGGGUCACUCAGGUGGGCCAGCCCAGAAGGUGCUCACUCAGUCUGUGGGAUGGGGUGGCCUUCAGUCCCCCCACCUUCCCCAAUUCUGGAUGCUUCAAAGCCACACGUGGAGUUUGGACUUGGCCCACCGCCACGUCCAGAGGCCGGGCGAGUUGCCGCUGGGCCUUGGGAGGGCGGUGACGGUGUGAUUGGACUUCGCUCAGCGAGCGGUCACAGCUGCUCCUCCUCCUCUUGCCUAAGGGUUUCUAUGAAGAAAAACUCCCCCAAUAUUUUUACUACGUCUGUAACAUUCCUGUUUUAUAUUGGGAAAAGAAAACUUUUUUGACACAAGACCAUUCAGGGAAACUUUAUUAAAAAAAAGUGCACAUAGUGUUUUGAGCAGAUUGAAAUGCAGAUGAAAUGAAUGCAAGUUUCUUUCCUGCAAGCAGUGUCUGGUCACACCUGCUCACACCCGUGGGUGCCUGUGCUGUGCCUUAGCUUCACCUGGUGCCAGUGGGGUGCUGGCCACGGCUCCCUACCUGCCCACAGGCUGGCAGGCUGCAGGGCGGCUGUCGCCAGCAACUGCUGCCCCUGGUGGCUCUCAGUUCCUGGAGGAGCUUGUCCUGUCCUUGGUCAUUGAUGUGUUGAAAGUGGAAGAAAAGUCUGCCUACCUUGGACCAGUUAACUCUUAGCUAGUAGUCUCUGCCUCUGCCUGGCUGGGCCCUGGGGCAUGGGUGGGAAAGACAGACUCUUUUCAGCUGGGUUUGGAGAAAACCUCCCCCUCUGGGGACCAGGGAAGGUGCCAACAAACCGGGGUGCUCUGGCAACAGCCCCAGGUUCUGCCUGCCCCUCUGGGCUCUCAUCUCCAUGUGCACCUGGCUGCAUGCCAGGGCCCGGGUGGGGGCAGGGUGUUGCCACUCCCAUCCCACGACAGCAAAGCCCCAUGGCUCUCCCAGGUGACAGAACCAAGGCCGAGCUCAAACAGGGUCAGUCACAGCAGGCCACGGUGAGGCCACCAAUCUUUGUAUUACCCUACAGUUCUGUUCCUGACUUGAACUCUAUGGUAUCAUAAUUGUUUUUAAGAACAGAAGCUGUAUAGGAUGAUUUACUGCCAUGCCAAUCAGGUAGGCGUGCCAUGUCCUGUGAAUCUUGAGCACGUGGUGCCACCCACCCCAAUACCUCUGUCACCCCGCUGUUGGGGGAUGCCCGCAGCCUGCACGGUGCACAGCCAAAUGUGGGCUUGGUGUUGAUGUGAAGGGGCCACUGGGCUAGCCACACAUCUCUCCAGGGCCACGCCUGAGCUGUGGUUGUGAAGGUGUAGGACCCUUUUUAAUAAAUAGAGAAUUAUUAA